Racocetra persica is the source of this 898-nucleotide messenger RNA. The record is from the annotation of a GenBank genome assembly. Lineage: Eukaryota; Fungi; Glomeromycota; Glomeromycetes; Diversisporales; Gigasporaceae.
UUUUAAUAACGAUGAUUCUGAACAAUUUGACGAUGAAGUAGAAUCUAUUUCAAUUUCUACACAGGUUGAAUUUGAAAAAGAAUUAGAUCGUUCAAGAAGAGAGUUCAUACAAUUUAAUCAGGAAUUAGAUGAAAUUGCUCGAUCUAUGAAGCAGUUAUUUGAGGGAUCCCCUCAUUUUCUUGCAGGAAUGGAAGAAAUAAAGCAAAAACAAGAUGACAUUGAGGAAUGCAUCUUGUUGACUCAAGAAAAAAUAAUAGAAAACGAACAUCGGUUGUCAGAUUUACAAUAUCUUCAAAAUAAAGUACAUGAAGAUAUUAAUAAUGAUUUAAAAAUGAUUCAAGAACAAAUUUAUGAAAUUCUUAAAAAACAUCAGAACUCGCAUACAAGCAUAUCAAACAUUUGCAAUAAUCAAUCGAGGACUUGUGAACAACUUGAACUCAUGUUACAAGCUAUUCAUGAGUAUGCUAGGUUGAUAGAAGAAGCCAGUCUAACUAUCAAACAUUUCGCUGAUGUGUCACCAAGAAAAGAAUAUGAAUCACUUGACUUGUCACCAUUUCGUUCACAUGAGGUAUUUAUCAUGAAUUCUUCUAAUCAUACAACGAUAACUACACCAACAAGUGUUGUUACAGAUCCGUCAUCACCAAUUUCACCACCGGAUUCAAUACAACCUAAUUCAAUGGUAACAGAAUUACCACAAUAUCGACUUUUGUUCGAAAUGCGUCGAGCAGCAGUAGGAUUAAAAUUUUUAUAUUAUGCACAUAAAUUAAAUGAUUAUAAGAGCAAUUGCCCUGAUAAUGAAUGCGAACUGGGAUUAGAUUUAUAUGAGGAUCCUUUAAUAACAGAAGAAGUGCCAAAUAUUUAUAAUGGAUAUAAAAAGACAUUGGAUCAACAAAAAUAG